Messenger RNA from Arvicola amphibius (Eurasian water vole), 7517 nucleotides. RefSeq names its product natural killer cell triggering receptor (gene Nktr). The record is from RefSeq and is a predicted model, not a curated record. Gene Ontology annotation, biological process: protein peptidyl-prolyl isomerization; protein folding. The transcript has 18 exons. The coding region runs from base 791 to 5137 and encodes 1448 amino acids. Gene Ontology annotation, molecular function: peptidyl-prolyl cis-trans isomerase activity. Gene Ontology annotation, cellular component: nucleus. NCBI's taxonomy places the organism in Eukaryota, Metazoa, Chordata, Mammalia, Rodentia, Cricetidae.
UGCUGGGGAUUGAGCUCAGGACCUUUGGAAGAGCAGGUACUGCUCUUAACCGCUGAGCCAUGUCUCCAGCCCCCCAUAUCUAUCUUCUUAAUAAAGCAUUUGUACCCUGAGCUCUUCACAGCUCAUAGACAAGGAACUGGAUUUAAAAGGUUUGUGACAGGAUUCCAAAAUCCUGGAAGUGACACUUGACAAAAGAGGCAAAAUGGCCAGUCAGGAAACAGAGCUGUCCCUCUGACGCUGGAGCGAAGGUGGAACGAACAUUCCAAAGCAGACCCUGGCUGUCCUGGAACUCACAGAGACCCGCCCGCCUCUGCCUCCCGACUGUGGGAUUAAAGGCGUACGCCACCACCGCCAAGCACCCGAGAGUCUUUUAACUCGAGACACACCGCCUAAGGACAUUUAUUGAAACCCGUUUUAUUUAUCCACCCGGAGGAAGAAAACUAGCCAAGUGCCACGUCGGCUCCGGACACGUCCACUUCACUACCGCCUUCGUUCCCCGGCUCGACGACCUGAACUCUCGCGAUGCCGGGCGAGUUGCGGUUGACAGCUGGCACACGUCUGCGGGCUUGGGAUUGGGCUGCUGGCUCGGGGGGGCGGGGCACGGAGGGACUCUCGCGAGCUUUACCUCCAGUCUCGCGAGCCUUGGCGUGGCACUGGGCGGCUGGCCCCGGCCCUGAGGAGGUGGCGUUCCGUUGGUGACGUUGGGCUCCGGCGGCGCCGGCAGGGCGUUCUCCUGCGCUGACCCGGAGCUGUGCGGCCAGCUCCCGCCGCCGCCGCCGCCGAGCUCGCGAUGGGCGCCCAGGACCGGCCGCAGUGCCACUUCGACAUCGAGAUCAACCGGGAACCGGUUGGUCGAAUUAUGUUUCAGCUCUUCUCAGACAUAUGUCCAAAAACAUGCAAAAACUUCCUUUGCCUGUGCUCAGGAGAGAAAGGCCUUGGGAAAACAACUGGGAAGAAGUUAUGUUAUAAAGGUUCUACAUUCCACCGUGUGGUUAAAAACUUUAUGAUUCAGGGUGGGGACUUCAGUGAAGGUAACGGAAAAGGUGGAGAAUCAAUUUAUGGUGGAUACUUUAAAGAUGAAAACUUUAUUCUCAAACAUGACAGAGCGUUCCUUUUGUCAAUGGCAAAUCGAGGGAAACAUACCAAUGGUUCCCAGUUUUUCAUAACUACAAAGCCUGCUCCACACCUGGAUGGGGUUCAUGUUGUGUUUGGACUGGUUAUUUCCGGUUUUGAAGUAAUUGAACAGAUUGAAAAUCUGAAAACGGAUGCUGCAAGCAGACCUUAUGCAGAUGUCCGAGUUAUUGACUGUGGGGUGCUUGCCACAAAGUUGACGAAAGAUGUUUUUGAGAAAAAAAGGAAGAAGCCAACGCAUUCAGAAGACUCGGAUUCUUCUUCCAGUUCCUCUUCCUCUUCCGAAUCAUCCUCAGAAAGUGGAGUUGAGCAAGAGAGAAUCAGAAGGAGGAGACACAAGAGGAGGCCCAAAGUCAGACACACUAAAAAGAGACGGAAGGAGAUGAGCUGUUCAGAGGAGCCCAGGAGGAAGCGCACAGUGAGCCCUGAAGGUUAUUCUGAGAGGAGUGAUGUGAAUGAGAAAAGAUCAAGUGGUUCACAUGCUAAAAGAGAAAAGCCAGUUGUCCGUCCGGAAGAGAUUCCUCCAGUUCCUGAGAACCGAUUUCUACUUAGAAGAGACAUGCCUGCUGUCACAGUGGAGCCUGAACCGAACGUUCCAGAUGUUGCACCUGUUCCGAGUGAUCAGAAACCAUCUGUGUCAAAGUCUGGACGGAAAAUUAGAGGAAGAGGCACAAUUCGCUAUCACACACCUCCACGGUCAAGAUCUCAUUCUGAGUCUGAAGAUGAUGACAGCAGUGAGACUCCUCCUCACUGGAAGGAGGAGAUGCAGAGGCUGAGAGCUUACAGGCCACCAAGCGGAGAAAAGUGGAGCAAAGGAGACAAGCUAAGUGAUCCCUGUUCAAGCCGAUGGGAUGAAAGAAGCUUGUCCCAGAGAUCCAGAUCAUGGUCCUAUAAUGGAUACUAUUCAGAUCUUAGUACAGCAAGACACUCUGACGGUCACCACAAGAAACGCAGAAAGGAAAAGAAGUUCAAGCAUAAAAAAAAGGCUAAAAAGCAGAAGCAUUGCAGAAGACACAGACAGACGAAGAAGAAAAGAUUAGUAAUGCCACCUGACUUGGAACCCUCAAGAUCUGCCACCCACCGAAUGAAGUCCUCUUGUGACAGAGAAAGGAGACCCCAUGCCUCCUCUUCCUCCUCCUCUCGCCACUCCUCAAAGCGGGCCUGGUCCAGAUCAGACAAGGACGACCGGAGCUCCUCAACCCACUCCAGCAGAGACUCCUACAGAUCCAAGUCUCAUUCACCAUCGGAUUCUAGAGGGAGCUCUAGAUCAAGGGCUUUGUCAAAGUCCUCAUCGCGUUCUCACGACAGAUCCCAGUCCAGAUCUAGUUCCAGGUCGGAACCCCGGAGGACAGCAUCAAACUCACCAAAACAUCCUGCUCCGUUGAGUGAAAAUAAGCCAGUUAAGACAGAACCUUUAAGAUCAUCGAUGCCACAGAAUGGAAAUGUGCUAGUACAGCCAGUGGCAGCAGAAAACAUUCCUGUAAUACCGUUGAGUGACAGCCCUCCGCCUUCUAGGUGGAAGCCUGGGCAGAAGCCCUGGAAGCCCUCCUAUGAGCGAAUUCAGGAGAUGAAGGCUAAAACAACUCACUUGUUGCCUGUCCAAAGUACAUACAGUUUAUCAAAUAUUAAAGAAACUGGGAGUUCAUCAUCCUAUCACAAAAGAGAAAAAAAUUCAGAAAGCGAUGGGAGCGCUUAUUCAAAGUACAGUGACAGAAGUUCUGGGAGCUCAGUAAGGUCAGGGGGCAAGUCUUCUAGGGGCCGGUCAUCCUCUAGGUCAUACACAAGGUCAAGGUCACGGAGUCCACGUACUUCACGAUCACGAUCUAGGUCUCUGUCAUCUAGGUCUCACUCACAAACGAAGUCUAGUGAUGGUUCCCACCGCAGCAGGUCGUCUUCGUACACUUCUGUCAGCAGUGAUGGGGGAAGUCGAGCCACGAGGAGGACGUUUAGAUCCCGUGGGAAAAGAAGUAUCACUUCAAAUAAAAGACACCACGGCAGCUCAAAGAAGAUACUUCACAGUAAAUAUGUCAAAGGCAGAGAGAAGUCUUCAUGUCACAGAAAGUAUAGUGAAAGUAGAUCAUCUGUGGAUUAUUCUUCAGAUAGUGAACAGUCACAUGUUGAGUUAGUGCACUCGGCCCUAGAGAAGGAGAAGCAGGGGAAAAGCAAAGAAGAAGGAAAGGGCAAGCCAGAAUGGGACAAGAGGGCUCUGAAAGAGAGUCUUUCUGAUCACUCUAGAGAUGGCAGUAGGUCCAAAGGGAAGAACUGUGCUGGGAGCAAAUGGGACUCUGAAUCAAACUCUGAACAAGAUGUGACUAAGAGCAGGAAAAGUGAUCCCCAGAGAUGUUCUGAUAAGGAGGAGGGCGAAGCCUCCUCCGACUCUGAGUCAGAAGUUGGCCAAAGUCACAUCAAAGCUAAACCCCCAGCAAAGCCUUCAGCAAACACUUCUCUGCCUGACAGUAAUGGUGCCUGGAAGUCUAGGAAACCACAGUCUUCAGCUUCUGAGUCAGAGGGCUCCUGCUCCAACUUGGGAAACAUUAGAGCGGAGCCCCAGAAACAAAAAUGCCCAAAGGAUAGUCUUAAAGGGGAUCACACAAAAAAAGUGAGAGAGAAAUUGAAAGCCAAAAAAGACAAAAAACACAAGGCUCCAAAGCGGAAGCAAGCCUUUCACUGGCAGCCUCCACUGGAGUUUGGUGACGAGGAGGACGAGGAGGAGGAUGGGAAGCAGGUUACACAGGAGCCGGGAGGAAGAAAGCACGUCUCUGAGAAGUGUGAAACUGAGAAAGACAGUGCUCCAAACAUAGAGAGGCCCUGUGAUGAAGGCAGCCGUCCCGGUAACCCUAAGAAGGGUGCUUCAGAGCACAACCCACUUGCAGAGGGGGAUCGCCAUCCCAGCUCUUGCCCUGCAUCUCUGACAGUGGAGGAGAAUACCACCAGCUCUCCUCAUGGUGCCCAGCACAUUGAAGAGCGUGUCCCAGGUGGAGGGGAGGAUGUGCUUCAGACAGAUGACAACAUGGAGAUUUGUACCCCUGAUAGAAGUUCCCCUGCAAAAGGAGAGGGGGUGUCCCCAUUAGCAAACCGCAAGCUGGACAACCCAGAGGGGAGCAUUAUUCCAGAGCAGGUUGAGCACAUGGCACAGCCCAGAGCAGGAGGGAAACAAGAAAGCAUUGUGUCUGAGAGUAAAACCUCAAGUGAAGGUGGGAAACAGGACAGCUCUGCCAGUUUGGCCAGUCCUGUAGAAAUUUCUGGAAAGAAGGAGGGGCCUGAGAAAAGCCAGAUGAACCUCACAGAUAAGUGGAAGCCAUUGCAAGGUGUAGGAAAUCUGAUUCCUACUGCAGCCCCGUCAAGUGCUCUGGAUGUGAAGCCAUUGGCUCCUGUUCCUGAAGUGAAACCACAAGGCUUGAGAAUAGAAAUCAAAAGCAAAAAUAAAGUUCGGCCCGGAUCUCUCUUUGAUGAAGUAAGAAAGACGGCACGCUUAAACCGGAGGCCACGGAAUCAAGAGAGUUCCAGUGAUGAGCAGACACCUAGUCGGGAUGGUAAUAGCCAGUCCAGGAGUCCACACAGAUCUCGAAGUAAAUCUGAAACCAAAUCUCGACACAGAACAAGAUCUGUCUCCUAUAGUCACUCAAGAAGUCGAUCCAGGAGUUCCACAUCAUCUUACCGAUCAAGGAGCUACUCCAGAAGCCGGAGCAGAGGCUGGUACAGCAGAGGCCGGACCCGCAGCCGGAGCAGUUCCUAUGGAAGUUUCCGUAGCCACAGGACGUCCAGCAGGAGCAGGUCCAGGAGCAGCUCCUAUGACCCCCACAGUCGCUCCAGUAGAUCCUACACUUAUGAUAGCUACUACAGCCGGAGUCGCAGCCACAGCCGCAGCCAGAGGAGUGACAGUUAUCAUCGAGGGAGAAGCUACAACAGGCGGUCCAGGAGCGGUAGAUCCUAUGGCUCAGACAGUGAAAGUGACAGAAGUUACUCUCGUCACCGGAGCCCCAGUGAGAGCAGCAGAUACAGCUGAGGCGUCCUUGUACAGAGACUGUAUCUUACUGUAAAUACCUGGUAACUUAAAGCUGGAGAAACUGGAUGGCCAUCUGUUGUGUGUCAGUAUUAGAGCUCAAGUCCAACAGUGGAUAUUUCUUGUCACUUAUUUACAUGUGUGCAGAAAAGUUUAAAAGUACAGAUGUCAACUACAAAUAUUUUUAUGCCCCAUUUUACAGUAGACAACUAUGGAAUUUUCAUUUUCUUGAAUCAAGAACUGGUGGAAUUGAUGUAGGUAUCAUUUGCAGUGUUACUUUAGAUGGAGUGUUUUUGUAGCUCACACAGUCCAUAGAAUUCAGGUCAGUGCUUUCAGGUUUUAGCAUCCAUGCUGCCAAACAGAAUUGUGGAGAGCUGUCACAGCUACACGUUCCUAUGUCCCCAUGCUGGCUAUAGUCUUGUUUGUGUGUGCUGUCAAAUCAGGCCAUCCACAUCGUAUUGACUAUGGCCAGUCAUGCAGGGUGGUGGCUCAUGCUACCAUGUCUGCCUUUCCACAGAGACUGCCAGAAACUCAGCUGUAAUCGUGUUGCUGUUGCAGCUCCCACCUCGGUGCUUGGUGCCUUUGGUUCCUCCUGUACCUUACUUCAUAUACUACAUGUCCUGAUGCCAGAAGAUAGAAUCAUGACUUUUUUUUUAAUUCACUGGCACCAAAAAUUACUUAUUCUGAGCUGGGCUCACUGUGAGUUAUGUGGUGGUGGUCUCUUGGAUAGAGCUGGGCUCACUGUGAGUGUAGGGCUUCCCAACAGUAUGUGGUCUCUUGGAUAGAGCCUGCAAGGCUGGCCAUCUUGUUCUUCUAGAAGAGCCAACUGAAGAGUGGACUUUCAGAAGCAACUCCACAGUCUUUAAUUAGCACACCCAGAGACUUUAGUAACAACCAGCCUCUCCCUAUUUGUGUUGAGACCCCCACUAACUCUGUGAAGCCCUGCCUGACCAGAGAAAACCCAGGACAAGAUUUGGGGGCAGAAGGAUCAUAAGCUGCUGCAUAGAGAGAUGUUCCUGUGGCUUUGCGUGGUUCCUCCAAAAAUAAUUUAACCUGUAAAAAUUAGUUUGAGUUUUACUCUUUAGUUUGCAUUCUUUCCCCAAGUGUACUUAAUCACCUUAGUGCCGGUUUAAUCCUGUUCACAGAAAGAAUUCCUGUAUAUGUUGUCCAUGAAGCCUAUACCAUCCAAUCCCAGGCCUUGCUGGUGUAUUUGGGAAGAAGAAGAUUCCUGGCCUGAUGGAGGGAGGCACUGAAUGUAUGAAAAUGGUCUUCCAGGGCAUGUGGCUCAGUGUAAUAGCAUGUGCUUGGCAUGUAACGAUGCUCUGGGUUCCGUGACCAGCACUCCAAAAAUAAAUCAUGCUGUCACUCUUAUGAGGUGGCCAGCCGUUGUCCAACAUGCCAGUAAAUAUAGUUCAUCAGAAAACAGAAUAACAUCAGCAGUCAGUGCUUGGCUAGUGAAAGUUAAACAUGUGGUUUAUAGUGGGAUUUUUUUCUAAAAGUUUCCUACAAAAAAGGAUGUUUGAAUGUACUAGUUGGUGAGAAGAAUGCAUUCAGAACCCAAACAAACUGCCAAAUGGAGUUAGUAAGGAAGGGUCACUGUUGAGCAAUGUUGUAUUGUUUUGUAGCUGUGUAACAAAACUAUUCCAAGUCCCUCAGCCUAGAACAGUGCCCACCACCAUUGAUUAUCAACGGUAGAGCCAUGUCUGGGCAUGGCUCAGGGUCUCAGAACUGUGGCUGGGGGCUAGAAGGGCGCAUCCCUUAUGAAGACUCUGAAAAGGAGUUAACUUUCUUGUGGGCUUCUUUGAGGCUGCCCACAUCCCUGCCCCAGGCCUCGCUGUCUUCAGCCAGCAGGGAUCCUUUGUCUUUCUUCAAAACUUCUGCCUUCCUCCUGUGUAAAGGGUCCAUAUGACUAGAUCAAACCAGAUCAGAGAUCAGUCUCCAUCUGCAGUCCAGUGGUCAAAGGAGUUGUGGGCAUUGGCAGGUUCUGGGGGUUGGCACGGGAAGAGGCAGAGCAUGCCACCUACUGCCACCAGGGACAGGGCUUAACCUAUCCAGGCAGCUCUCAUCUUCAGCAGUGUGGGCCUGGCUGUUUACACUCAAGUGAACUACAAAAAUGGCUUUUCUUCCUAACCAGGAUCAUUCUGUAUUUUGAAGUUAUUUUUUUAAUAAAAUUGAAUUACGUUGUGUAAUGCGCUUAAUAGAAAAUGCUUUAUUGGACAGUUUUGUAACAUCCUGUUUACUGAAAAUGGCAUAGCUGAUAUUGUCAAAAAUGUAGAAAAGACUUUUGUACAUACUAGCAGUGUCUAAUUUGUAUAUACAUCGAUUUAAUUUCCCUACAACUCGAAAAGGAUCUUGUAGAAAUGAAAAUACAUGCUAACUUUGA